UAUUUUUAAGUAGCUUAUAAUUAUAAAAGAAAUAAUUUAAAAAAUGAAGAUUAAAGUUGUCUUUGAAAACAAAAUUCACAAACUUCCUUAUUCUAUCAAUAAUUACAAGGAAAUAAGAGAAACCAUCCAAUGUCUUUAUCCAUAGAAUUUAGGGGAAAAUUUCGAGAUUUACACUUAAGUUCUUCCAAGUUUUUUUUAUAAAACUUUAUUAGAAUAAACACCGUUUAGAAUCAAUGACGAAGAGCAUUUUAAUUAUUUAAAAUAAUGUUAUGGGCAUUUACAACUUAAAUUUAUAAUAAAAAAUUCUAAGGACAAGUCUUAUUUAAAAUAAGAUGAGAUUGAAAGCCUUAAUUAGAGCAUCCUUAUAUAAUAUAAUAAUUAAGAUAAUAACGGUUGUAACUUUAGAAAUAAUUUUAGACAUUAUUUUUAAUUAAUAAAAAUAAAGAUACACUAAUCCUUAAAUUCUAGAUAUAAAUUCGUUUGAAACUAAAUAAAGCACUCUAGAGUGUUUUAUAAAAGAGCUUGUAGACUAGAGAUUGGAAUUUCAUGGAUUGCUUCAACCAAAAAUUUAGCCUGUUUUCAAAAUGAAUAUAGAAUAUUGUCAAUCAACUUAAACUGUAAUUCCAGGAAAAUCAUUUUUAUGGAGUGUUCGCUUGAGAAAUACAAGUAAUAUAAAGUGGUCGAAGUAAGAAGUGUAUUUAAUGUGUAUCGAAGGUUAAUUCUUAGAACAAAAAUUAUUUGUAUUAAUAUCGAUUUUAUUAGUUUAAUUACGACAUUCCAAUAAAUGAAAUUUGUACUAUAGGUGCAAAAUUGAUUGCUCCUUAAUAUUUAUCUAACUCUCCAUAAAUAUUUUAAGUAAAAAUAAAAAAAUUAAUUAAAGUUAUUUCACAAAGAGUAAUCAUUUGGAAAAUAAAUUAUCUUUACAUUAAAGAAUAAAGAAAAAUUAGAGCAGAGAAAAUAAUUUUUAUUGAAAAAGCUCUAAAAAAUUAUCUAAAGAUAAUAACUUCAGCUAAAGACAGAAUUUUUCUAUAUUUUAAACUAAAAUAAAAUAUUAAAUAGCAAGAAACAAAAAAAAAUUGUGGAUUUAAUAUGA
Paramecium sonneborni is the source of this 1093-nucleotide messenger RNA. The record is from the annotation of a GenBank genome assembly. Lineage: Eukaryota; Ciliophora; Oligohymenophorea; Peniculida; Parameciidae.